AUGUAUAGCAUUCUCGCUCCCGCUCUGUUUGCGUCGCUUGUUGCGGCCCAUGGUCACGUCACCAACAUCGUUAUUAACGGUGUCUCCUUCGAUGGAUGGGACAUAGGAAGUUAUCCUUAUACAGACUCGCCUCCAGUCGUGGUGGCUUGGGGUACCCCAAACACUGCCAAUGGCUUCGUUGCCCCGGAUGCAUACGAUACCUCGGAUAUCAUCUGCCAUCUUGAUGCUACUAAUGCUAAAGGUCACGCGGUAGUAGCUGCCGGUGACCGAGUCUUCCUCCAAUGGACCCCCAACUGGCCAGAAUCACAUCAUGGACCGAUCAUUGAUUACCUCGCCAGUUGUGGUGCGGGUGGCUGUGAAACUGUGGAUAAAACGACCCUCGAAUUCUUCAAGAUUAGCGGCGUCGGACUAGUUGACGGAACAAAUGUCCCCGGAAUUUGGGCCGAUGAUCAACUCAUAGCCCACGAGUCGGGAUGGAUGGUCGAGAUUCCUUCCGACAUCGCACCUGGACAUUAUGUCUUGAGACAUGAAAUCAUCGCACUCCAUGGCGCAGGAACUCAGGGCGGGACCCAGAAUUAUCCCCAAUGCUUCAACCUACAAAUCAUCGGCUCAGGAUCAGACAAGCCAGCAGGUGUCUUGGGUACUGAUUUGUACAAUCCAACUGACCCUGGCAUCCUUGUGAACAUCUACACGUCUCUGUCAACAUAUAUUGUCCCCGGACCAACUCUUUACAGUGGUGCGGUCUCAAUCACACAAACCACCUCAGCAAUAACUGCUUCUGGUACACCAGUGACAGGGACAGGUGCUAUUACUGAUGGCACCGUCACAGCCACAGCUACAACAUCCAAGACUACCACCACCACUACCACCACAACGACGACACUGGUGACUUCUACCAAAACCACCACUACUGCUGGUGGGGGCGGAGCAAGCCAAACUCCCUACGGACAGUGCGGAGGAGCUGGUUGGACGGGACCAACUGCAUGCGCGUCGCCGGCAGCCUGUUCUUCGGCAAACCAGUGGUAUUCUCAGUGUCUUCCAACUGCUGUCUAA
Messenger RNA from Penicillium concentricum, 1053 nucleotides. RefSeq names its product putative endo-1,4-beta-glucanase. The record is from RefSeq and is a predicted model, not a curated record. Bases 1 to 1053 code for a protein of 350 amino acids. The transcript has 4 exons. Gene Ontology annotation, biological process: carbohydrate metabolic process. NCBI's taxonomy places the organism in Eukaryota, Fungi, Ascomycota, Eurotiomycetes, Eurotiales, Aspergillaceae. Gene Ontology annotation, molecular function: cellulose binding. Gene Ontology annotation, cellular component: extracellular region.